UUCAGCCACUCAUCGGUUCUUUUGUUCCACUCUUACAAUUGUUCAGCAACAGCUUUAGAGGGUUCCGACGAGAGCGGAGAAGAUGGUCCAGCGGCUCACUUACCGUAAGCGGCACAGCUAUGCCACCAAGUCCAACCAGCACCGCGUCGUCAAAACUCCGGGUGGAAAGCUUGUGUACCAGACCACGAAGAAGAGGGCCAGUGGUCCUAAAUGCCCUGUUACUGGAAAGAGAAUUCAAGGGAUUCCUCACUUGAGGCCUGCUGAAUACAAGAGGUCUAGGUUGGCUAGGAACCGAAGGACUGUCAACCGCGCCUAUGGUGGUGUACUGUCUGGAGGUGCUGUUAGAGAGAGGAUUAUAAGAGCCUUUUUGGUUGAAGAGCAAAAGAUUGUGAAAAAGGUUUUGAAGAUCCAGAAGGCAAAGGAAAAACUAGCUGCCAAGAGCUAGAAAGGCUGGUUCGAAAGCACGAACUCUUUUCCAUUUUAUAUAUGCUGAGUAAAAAUUUUGACUUGGAUCAAUGACUUUGGAAUUAGCUUUGUUUUAUUUCAUUUGCAUUAGUUGUUUGAAGUUUCUUCUGCUAGAAUAUUCAGUUUAUCAUUCCUGUUUAUGCUGAUUUUGCUUCCUUUAUUACAUACACUCGUAAAGAAAAUGCUCUUGAGGUAGCUUGCUUUAUUCUGCUCCAUCCUGUAACAUGUUUUCUCACAAUCCAGAAAAGAGAGGUUCCCUUGCA
Molecule: messenger RNA, 728 nt
Organism: Benincasa hispida (wax gourd)
Lineage: Eukaryota; Viridiplantae; Streptophyta; Magnoliopsida; Cucurbitales; Cucurbitaceae
Product: large ribosomal subunit protein eL34-like
Biological process (GO): translation
Cellular component (GO): ribosome
Molecular function (GO): structural constituent of ribosome
Source: RefSeq, a predicted model, not a curated record